Medicago truncatula (barrel medic) is the source of this 1671-nucleotide messenger RNA. RefSeq names its product TBC1 domain family member 13. Bases 112 to 1443 code for a protein of 443 amino acids. Gene Ontology annotation, molecular function: GTPase activator activity. Gene Ontology annotation, biological process: intracellular protein transport; activation of GTPase activity. The record is from RefSeq and is a predicted model, not a curated record. The transcript is spliced from 9 exons. NCBI's taxonomy places the organism in Eukaryota, Viridiplantae, Streptophyta, Magnoliopsida, Fabales, Fabaceae.
AAAAAACCAAUGACAUGUGUGUGUGUAGUGUGAUGUGUUGUUCAUCUCUUCUCUCUUGAGAAAUGAAAAUCCAGAAACCCUAAACGUAAAAUUCAUCGAUUACCGUUCAAAAUGAUGAAGAAGAAAGUUCCCGAUUGGCUUAACAGCUCUCUCUGGUCAGCACCAACUGUUCCUCCCUCCCCCGCCACCACCACCACCACCGCCACCACCACCACCACCACCACCGAGGAAUCCUCCCCCGUCCACAGCCCAAUUUCACCUCCGCAACCUCCGUCUCCUCCCAUCGUAGUUCAAGAUCCUCCACCUAAGCAGAUAAUUGAAGAUUCUCGAUCCGACGAUCACCAUGACCACGACGUGCCUCCUUCCGCUUACGACGUCUCUCACCAUGCUCAAUUAUUGGCUGAGUUGUCGAAGAAGGUGAUGGAUUUGCGGGAAUUGAGAAGGAUCUCGUGUCAAGGUGUGCCUGAUUCCGCUGGGAUACGUUCUACAUUGUGGAAGCUUUUGCUUGGAUAUCUUCCACCGGAUCGAGCGCUCUGGUCAUCUGAAUUAGCUAAGAAGAGGUCACAAUACAAACAGUUCAAAGAGGAGAUUCUCAUGAAUCCUUCAGAAAUCACAAGGAGGAUGUACAACUCCACUAUUGGUGAUGCUGAUGAUGCCGCCAAACGUGACAGGGCCCUGCUCUCUAGAUCAGAAAUUCCUCAUGAUGAGCAUCCUUUGAGUCUUGGGAAGACCAGUGUAUGGAAUCAGUUCUUCCAGGAUACAGAAAUCAUAGAUCAGAUUGACCGAGAUGUAAAGCGCACUCAUCCUGAUAUGCAUUUUUUCUCUGGUGAUUCUAAAUUUGCAAAAUCUAACCAGGAGGCUUUAAAGAACAUAUUAAUUAUUUUUGCAAAGUUAAAUCCAGGAGUAAAGUAUGUCCAAGGGAUGAAUGAGUUAUUGGCACCUCUAUUCUAUGUGUUCAAAAAUGACCCAGACGAAGAAAAUGCAGCCUUCGCCGAAGCUGAUGCAUUCUUUUGUUUUGUUGAGCUAUUGAGUGGGUUGCGAGAUAACUUUGUUCAACAACUAGACAAUAGUGUUGUGGGAAUCCGUUCAACUAUUACAAAAUUGUCACAGCUUUUAAGAAAACAUGAUGAAGAGUUGUGGCGUCAUCUUGAGAUCACUUCCAAAAUCAAUCCCCAAUUCUAUGCAUUUAGGUGGAUCACUCUCCUAUUGACUCAGGAAUUCAAUUUUGCUGACAGUCUUCAUAUUUGGGACACUCUUUUAGGUGACCCAGAGGGUCCACAGGAGACUCUUCUCCGGGUGUGUUGUGCAAUGCUAAUUCUCAUUCGCAAGCGCCUCCUAGCGGGUGAUUUCACUUCAAAUCUCAAGCUGCUACAAAAUUACCCCUCGACAAACAUUAGCCAUUUGCUCUAUGUUGCCAAUAAGUUUCGUGUACAGUCAGUCUAAGGGUUUUUGUUCCCCGCAUUUUUUGCAUUUUGCUUUUGUAUCUCUAAUUUAGUGUUUGAAAUCCAAUGUUUGUAAAUGACUCUAAAUUUGAGGCUGUAGCAACUUUUUAUUUUUCUCGUACUUUUUAGUUUUUUUUUCCUUCAUGUGCCUUCUAUCAAUUUGUGCUUGGUGAAACAUGCGUAUAUUCACAUCUCCCCACUCUUCAAAGAAUAAUAGUUUGUUUAGACA